This is a messenger RNA of Penicillium maclennaniae, 1728 nucleotides long. Its product is annotated as NAD-dependent malic enzyme. Gene Ontology annotation, cellular component: mitochondrion. The transcript has 8 exons. Gene Ontology annotation, biological process: pyruvate metabolic process; malate metabolic process. Lineage: Eukaryota; Fungi; Ascomycota; Eurotiomycetes; Eurotiales; Aspergillaceae. The record is from RefSeq and is a predicted model, not a curated record. Gene Ontology annotation, molecular function: NAD binding; malate dehydrogenase (decarboxylating) (NAD+) activity. Bases 1 to 1728 code for a protein of 575 amino acids.
AUGUCUGCGACCAAGAACGCCAAGUUCAGUCAUCUACCACGAGCGAUAUCUGGGCCUCUGAAAUGUUCACUCGAAGGCCCAGCUCUUCUCCACUCAUCCCGCUUCAACAAAGGCUCGGCCUUUCCAAAUGACGAGCGAGCGACUUUCAAGCUCCAUGGACUACUCCCACCUAAUAUACAGACUCUUGAUGAGCAGGUGGAGAGAGCUUACCAGCAGUACAGCAGCCGGGACAAUGACUUGGCCAAGAACACUUUCAUGGCUAGUAUGAAGGCGCAGAGUGAGGUGCUGUACUACAAGUUGUUGCAAACUCACCUUAAGGAGAUGUUCCCGAUCAUCUAUACUCCCACUGAGGGCGAUGCUAUCCAGAACUACUCUCGGCUGUUUCGAAAGCCCGAGGGAUGCUUCUUGAAUAUCAGGGAUCAGGAUUCCAUUGAUGAAUGUCUUUCUAAUUUUGGAGGUGCGGAAGACGUGGAUUACAUUGUUGUGAGUGAUGGAGAAGAGAUCUUGGGCAUUGGAGAUCAAGGUGUCGGUGCUAUUCUAAUCUCAGUGGCCAAGUUGGUCAUCACCACACUGUGUGCCGGCAUUCAUCCAGCACGCCAGUUGCCGGUGGUGCUUGAUUGCGGAACAAAUAACAAAGAACUUCUCAACGAUGACCUCUAUCUAGGACUACGACAGCCACGUGUACGUGGUGCGGAAUAUGAUGAGUUUGUGGACAACUUUGUCAAGAGUGCACGGAAACGUUUCCCCAAGGCCUACAUCCACUUUGAGGAUUUUGGUCUUCAAAACGCGAAACGUAUCCUGGACAAAUAUCAAUCGCAGAUCCCCUGCUUCAAUGACGAUGUUCAAGGUACUGGCUGCGUUACCUUGGCGGCUAUGAUGGCAGCUUUGCAUGUCGGCGACAUCAAGCUGGACGAGGUUCGCGUUGUUGUCUUUGGGUCCGGGACAGCGGGCACUGGCAUUGCAGACCAGAUUGCCGAUACCAUUGCGACACAAACAGAAAAGUCCAAGGAAGAGGCAUCAAAGCAGAUAUGGUGUAUCGACAAGCCAGGUCUUCUCGUCAAGUCGCUCGGAGAUACCUUGACUCCAGCCCAAGUUCCCUUCGCGAGAGAAGAUAACGAAUGGCCAGAGGGACGACAGGGUGAUCUUCUCUCGGUAGUGAAACAUGUCAAACCCCAUGUUUUAAUUGGGACAUCUACAAAGCCCAAGGCAUUCACAGAAGACAUCAUCCGCGAGAUGGCCAAACAUGUGAAACGUCCAAUUGUGUUCCCUCUAAGCAACCCAACACGUCUCCACGAAGCUCAGCCCAAAGAUCUCUUCGAAUGGACAGAUGGUCGAGCUCUCGUCGCCACUGGCAGCCCAUUCGAUCCCGUGGAGUAUGGAGGCACCAAAUACGUGAUUGCUGAAUGCAAUAACUCGACUUGUUUCCCCGGUAUCGGCCUCGGGGCAGUUCUCUCACGCACUCGUCUUGUAUCAAAGAAGAUGCUCGUUGCGGCCGUCGAGGCGCUCAAGGCUCGAUCACCGGCUCUUGAAGAUCCCAAGGGGGCCCUCUUGCCGGAUGUAGAAGAUGUGCGGGAAAUAAGUGUUGAUAUCGCCGCUGGAGUGAUAAAGUGUGCUGUCAAGGAAGGACUUGCGCAGGAGGAGGGUAUUCCCGAAGAUGAUGAGCUGAAAGAAUGGAUCCGAGCUCAAAUGUGGGAAGCUGCGUAUCGUCCUUUGGAGAAGGCAGAAUAG